Molecule: messenger RNA, 2066 nt
Organism: Podospora pseudopauciseta
Lineage: Eukaryota; Fungi; Ascomycota; Sordariomycetes; Sordariales; Podosporaceae
Gene: AL1
Product: phytoene dehydrogenase AL-1
Exons: 4
Coding region: 1-1770 (589 amino acids)
Biological process (GO): carotenoid biosynthetic process
Molecular function (GO): oxidoreductase activity
Source: RefSeq, a predicted model, not a curated record
AUGGCGAAUGAGAAGCCAAGGACCGCGAUUGUCAUCGGCGCUGGAGCUGGUGGAAUUGCCAUUUCUGCUCGUUUGGCAAAGGCGGGGUUGAAGGUCACGGUUCUGGAAAAGAACGACUUCACGGGUGGGAGAUGCAGUAUCUUCAGGUCCAAGGCCGGGUUUCGUUUUGACCAAGGCCCUUCGUUGCUGCUGCUGCCAAACUUGUUUCGUGAGACUUUUGCGGAUUUCGGCACCACACUCGAGGCUGAGGGUGUAGAGCUGCUACAAUGCUUUCCCAAUUAUGAUAUUUGGUUCUCUGAUGGCGCUGUCUUCAGGAGCAGCACUGACACAGCUGCCAUGAAAAGAGAGAUCGAGAAGUGGGAGGGGCCAGAUGGUUUUCAACGGUAUCUCAACUGGCUGGCAGAAGCUCACGGUCACUACGAGAUCAGCCUGCAGCACGUCCUACAUCGCAACUUCACCAACCACGCCCAGCUUGCCGACCCAACUUUCGUCGCACCCACCAUCGCCCUUCACCCGCUUGAAAGCAUCUGGAGCCGAACCACUCGUUACUUCUGGUCAGACCGUCUCCGGAGAGUAUUCACCUUCGCCACCAUGUACAUGGGCAUGUCACCUUACGACGCCCCCAGCACCUACAGUCUUCUGCAGUACACCGAGCUUGCCGAGGGCAUCUGGUACCCCAAAGGCGGCUUUCAAACCAUCCUCGCGGCCAUCGAACGUAUUGGCCGUCGUCUAGGCGUGCAAUACCGUCUCAACACCCCCGUAGCUAAAGUCCUAACUGGCGGACCAGACGGCAAGACCGCCACGGGAGUCCUUCUGGAGUCUGGCGAGAAGCUGGAGGCCGACCUCGUUAUUGUCAACGCUGAUCUUGUUUACGCCUACAACAACCUCUUCCCUCAAGAAUCCGAGAACAAAUCCGUCGGCCCAACAAUCACCCCUUACGCCAAUGACCUCUCCAAGCGUGAAGCCUCCUGCAGCUCCAUCUCCUUCUACUGGAGUUUCUCCAAAAAGAUCCCCGAGCUGGGCACCCACAACAUUUUUCUCGCGGAUGAGUACAAGGAGUCGUUUGAUGCCAUUUUCAAAAGGCACACCCUCCCAUCUGAUCCAUCUUUCUACAUCAACGUCCCCUCCCGCGUCGACCCAACAGCUGCACCCCCAGAUAAGGACGCCGUAAUCUGCCUCAUCCCCGUAGGCCACCUCUCCGCCACGCACCCGGCCUCCUCCUGGCCCUCCCUCGUCGCCUCGGCCAAAAAGGCCGUCCUGGCCACGGUAGAGAAGCGCACCGGCCUCAAGAACCUCGAAUCGUUGAUCAUGGAGGAAACGAUCAACUCUCCCCCCGAAUGGCAGGCCAAGUUCAACCUCGACCGCGGCGCCAUCCUGGGCCUGUCCCACUCCUUCUUCAACGUCCUCUCCUUCCGCCCGAGGACGAGGGCGAAGGGGGUGAGGAAUGCGUAUUUUGUCGGGGCGAGCACGCACCCUGGCACGGGGGUUCCGAUUGUCCUUGCCGGGGCGAAGAUUACGGCGGAGCAGAUCUUGGGGGAUAAGAAGAUGGAGGUUCCUUGGGUGCCGCUGAGGGAGUGGAAGGGGGAUGUGCAGGCGAAGCAGGGGAAUGAAAAGAGGGGGGAGGGGAGGUUGGAUUUGGUGAAGAGGCCGUUGUGGACGGAUGAUUGGAAUUUGUUUUUGUGGAGUGUGAUUGGGUUAUUGGGGGUGGUGGUGGUUUUCCUUGCUGGACCGGCUGCUUGGGGGAACGGGGGGUUUGUGGGGGAUUGGUAAAGGGUAAUGAUAAUAUGGGGGGAACCAUGGGCGUGGGAUUUUCUUUUUUGGGGGGUAAUGGUUUUGGGUCGGGGUUUUGUGUAUUUAUUUCUGCUUAUAGAAAGCUUGUUUGUACUUGCUUCGGAGGAUCAAGACUUGUUCGACACCUGUGGAGAAUGUUGCAAUGUGGUCGAGGGCAACGACCCUCUUGAUUGUUUGUUUGCUUUCUCAUCACCACAAACACAGCAUCGUACAUCACCGGCCAAAAGAAAAUUAAGACACCCACCCACCCGUCAGUGACUUCCAAAGGUACCAAC